This is a messenger RNA of Brassicogethes aeneus, 2269 nucleotides long. The record is from the annotation of a GenBank genome assembly. Lineage: Eukaryota; Metazoa; Arthropoda; Insecta; Coleoptera; Nitidulidae.
ACUACUGUCGAAAAAUAAACGUACUACAAUUUUUUGUUUAUAAAUAAAAAAAUUAUACUAAAUCAAAAUGGUCGUUUCCAUGGAAAGAUGGGUCGGUAAGGUUGCCAUAGUAACCGGGGCUAGUGCUGGAAUAGGCGCCGGAAUAGCUAAAAAACUUGUAGAAGAAGGACUUACGGUCGUUGGACUGGCCAGGCGCGCUGAACGCAUAGAAGAGCUCGCCAAAUCGUUGGUAUCAGCGAAAGGCAAGCUUCUGGCGCUAAAAUGCGACAUGACCGUCGAAGACCAAAUAUUAGCCGCGUUUAAAUGGACCAAAGAAAACGUUGGACCCGUUUCUAUUUUGAUUAACAACGCUGGAUUAAUACAACCCACGAAUUUGCUCGACGGCAACACCGCAAUGUGGAAGAGAAUUUUAGACACGAACAUUUUGGGUCUUUCCAUCGCCACAAGAGAGGCUAUAAGACAGAUGAGGGAGUUCAAAAUCGACGGUCAUGUGGUGCACAUCAACAGCAUUUCCGGUCACAAAAACGUUUAUUUUCCGGAAGUGAACAUGUACACGGCUUCGAAACACGCUGUUACCGCGUUGACGGAAACUUUAAGGAAGGAACUAAACGAUCAUGGACUGAAAAUCAAAAUAACUAGUGUUAGCCCUGGGACAGUAACGUCAGAAAUUUCCAGAUUGGCUAGAAGAAAGGAACGCAUAGAUGAGCUAGCGAAAAAUCUUCAAGGUCAAAAAGGCAAACUCUACUCCAUAAGAUGCGACGUCACCAAGGAAGAUGAGAUUUUGGAAGCGUUUAAGUGGACCACGGAAAAUGUUGGACCGGUGAGCAUUUUGAUAAACAACGCUGGGAUUUUUCAAAACGGCAAUCUUAUAGAUGGUAGCACUGAGAACUGGAGGAAAAUUUUCGAAGUCAACGUAGUUGGAAUGGACAAACGUUACGAGUAUGUUAAGGAACUGGCGAAAAAAUUACUGAAGGAAGGGGCAAGGGGAAAAUUAUUCGUAUACAAAGCGGAUAGCAUCAGUCCAGGAGCUGUGGAAACGGAAAUAAUCCAAACGAAAUCUGGCGCUUUGGAUACAAAAAUCGUUGAAGCUUUAAAAGCAAUGCCCCUUUUGAAAACGGAAGAUGUCGCUGAAGCAGUGAUGUAUGUUCUGUCGACUCCUCCUCAUGUGCAGUGUUUAAAUUGUAAAUCUACAAGAAUGAAAAUAAUAUGUAUUAUCGUCCUUAUAUUUGUUCAAACCUCUUUACAAGACCUGCUAUCAAAUUUUCCGUUAUGCUCUUCAAACGGUAUAUGCACAUGUGAGAACAACAAUGGUAUAAGUGCAAACUGCACUAAUCUACCACAGGAAACUUUGGGCAAAGAAUCUACCUGGUUGGAUCAGGAUAACAAAAAUUUUGCCUACAAAAAAGUUACAGUGAAUAAUGGAAUAUAUGUUAAUUUAUCCCAGCAAUUUCCCUCAUCGAAUUUGGAGUAUUUAAACUUGGAAAAUAAUCAGAUAGCCAUAUUGGGAAAUAGUGUUUUCCAAAACCUACAAAAUAUGACAACAUUGAUUUUAAGUCAUAACAGAAUAAAUAUUAUUGAUCCUGAAGCGUUUAAGGGUGUAUACAAGGAAGGCGAAUAUAUGCCCCUAAGGUCCCUGAAAACCCUUAAACUGGACCACAACAACAUAAACCAAAUAAACCAAGAUGUCUUCGAGCACACUGAAGAUUUGGAGAUUUUGGAUCUUAGUUUUAAUCCAAUCAAAACCUUUUCUCACAAUACGAUCCUUCACACCUUAAACAAACUGACUACUCUGGAUUUGUCUGGAAAUCCUAUAUCGAUUCUACCAGCAACUUUCAAGUAUGGUUUGGUUUUGGAAAGACUGUAUCUAAAUCGAACUCUACUUGGAAGUUUAAACGAAACAACAGGUUUUCCCAUUAUGCCAAAGAUGAAGCUUUACAUUCAAAAUAAUAAACUAUCUUCAAUUGAGGCUGAAGUGAUCAGCUCCUGGGACCGUUUAAGCGAUUUGGACAUUAGGGGAAACCCAUGGAGUUGCGAAUGCAACAACCAGUGGAUGAUCAGUACUUUGAUGCCCAUUUACGCCAAUAUUGUCAACAACAAGACAGUGGUAGAAGAGGUUAUAUGUGGUUCUCCCGUUGAAAUGGAUCAAAAACAUUUGUACGACUUGUAUUUGAGAAACUAUCAAACAAGAUGUGACACCACUGGUAUGAGACCAGAAAGCGAUGCUGUAAUGCUUAUAGGUGUAUUAGCAGGUAUUUCGAAUUGUUGUUAG